Lotus japonicus is the source of this 2709-nucleotide messenger RNA. RefSeq names its product xyloglucan glycosyltransferase 4. Lineage: Eukaryota; Viridiplantae; Streptophyta; Magnoliopsida; Fabales; Fabaceae. Gene Ontology annotation, molecular function: glycosyltransferase activity. Bases 329 to 2323 code for a protein of 664 amino acids. The transcript is spliced from 4 exons. Gene Ontology annotation, cellular component: Golgi apparatus. The record is from RefSeq and is a predicted model, not a curated record.
GCCUGUCAAAGCUGGUUCUCUAUUCUCUCUCACUAUUAAACUAGAGAGUCCUCAACUCAUUCACAGAAUCUCAGUGUUCCAUCAGAAUUUCUGGGAUUUGCUUUGAUUCUCAACCAAUAACACAGGAAAAUCUCUCAUUCUGGAAUAACCCUCUUGAUUCUUUGUUUCUUCUACCUUCAUUCAUACAUUCAUUGUGCUCAGAAAAAAAAUCUCUGAUUGAUUACCUCUAAUCACCACCAACCCUCUUCCACAAAUUGAGUCAUUUUCAUAAUUCCUGUGAAAUUGAGCAGGAAGAAACAAAGAAAGAGAGAGAGGGAGAGAGAAAGUGAUGGCACCCAAUUCAGUUCCUGUGACAGGUGACAGGACAAACGACUUCACCAUGUUACAAGUGCAUGAUGGUUCAGAUUCUUCUCCCCUGUUUCCGGAGAAACAAAAACCUGCGAGUACCAAGCAGUUUACAUGGGUUCUUCUCCUUAAACUCCACAGAGUUCUGACAUGUUUGUCAUGGUUGACCACAGGGACCAAAUCCACCUUUGCCCUGGUCAAAAAGCGCAUUUCUUUGUCGGAUAUAAGCGAUGAGGGUCCUAAGAACAGGGGAAGAUUGUACAGGUUCAUCAAGGUGUUUCUUGCUCUCUCUAUUGGUGGCUUGAUUAUUGAAAUCAUUGCUCAUUUCAAUAAAUGGAAUCUGCAUAUGAUUCAUCCUUGGGAGGUUCAGGGUUUGCUGCAAUGGUCCUAUGUGGCUUGGCUUUCUUUCAGGGAAGACUAUGUUGCUCCUCUGGUUCAGCUGGUUUCCAAUUUCUGCAUUGUGCUCUUCUUGAUUCAAUCCCUGGAUCGGUUUUUACUCUGCCUUGGCUGCUUCUGGAUCAAGUUUAAGAAAUUGAAGCCCACCAUUGAUGCAGAUGCUUUUGAUGUUGAAGAUCCUUCUAGCUUCCCUAUGGUUCUUGUUCAGAUUCCCAUGUGCAAUGAGAGAGAGGUUUAUUCAACAUCCAUUGGUGCUGCUUGUCAACUUGAUUGGCCAAAAGACAGAAUAUUAGUUCAAGUUCUAGAUGAUUCAGAUGAUGGGAAUUUACAGAUGCUCAUCAAUGAUGAGGUUGCCUCAUGGAAAGAGAAAGGGGUGAACAUUGUGUACAGGCACAGAUUGAUCAGAACUGGGUAUAAAGCUGGAAAUCUAAAGUCAGCUAUGUCAUGUGACUAUGUCAAAGACUAUGAGUUUGUGGCAAUUUUUGAUGCAGAUUUCCAGCCCAAUCCUGAUUUUCUCAAACUAACCGUUCCACAUUUUAAGGGAAAACCUGACUUGGGUUUGGUUCAGGCUAGAUGGGCCUAUGUGAACAAGGAUGAGAAUCUACUCACAAGGCUCCAGAACAUCAACUUGUGCUUUCACUUUGAGGUGGAACAACAAGUGAAUGGUCAUUUCCUGAAUUUCUUUGGAUUCAAUGGAACAGCUGGUGUUUGGAGGAUAAAGGCUUUGGAGGAAUCCGGGGGCUGGCUAGAGAGAACCACAGUUGAGGACAUGGACAUUGCCGUCCGUGCUCACUUGAACGGAUGGAAGUUUAUCUACCUCAAUGAUGUCAAAGCUCUUUGUGAAUUGCCAGAGUCUUAUGAAGCUUACAAGAAGCAGCAACAUCGCUGGCAUUCUGGUCCAAUGCAGCUUUUCCGGCUAUGUUUCCCUGCUAUAAUCACUUCCAAGAUAUCAAUCUGGAAGAAGGCUAACUUGAUAUUUUUGUUCUUCCUAUUGAGGAAACUUAUACUUCCCUUCUACUCGUUCACCUUGUUCUGCAUUAUACUACCCUUGACUAUGUUCCUACCUGAAUCUGAACUACCCCUUUGGGUGAUAUGUUAUGUCCCCAUUUUCAUGUCUUUCUUGAACAUUCUUCCAUCCCCAAAAUCUGUCCCUUUUCUUGUUCCAUAUCUUCUUUUUGAGAACACAAUGUCAGUUACAAAGUUCAACGCCAUGGUUUCGGGGUUGUUUCAGCUAGGAAGUGCUUAUGAGUGGGUUGUGACUAAGAAGACAGGUAGAUCUUCUGAGUCAGAUUUAUUAGCCUUGGUUGAGAGAGAAUCAAAGUCUUCAAAUGAAGAGAAAAUUCACAGGAGGCACUCAGAGUCUGGCUUGGAGUUAUUAGGCAAACUUAAGGAAACACAAGCCCCUUCCAAGAAGAAGAGAAACAAGAUCUAUAGGAAAGAGCUAGCACUUGCAUUUCUUUUGCUCACAGCAGCUGCUAGAAGUCUUCUAUCAGCACAAGGUCUUCAUUUCUAUUUUCUUCUCUUCCAAGGUUUGUCAUUUCUUGUGAUGGGUUUGGACUUAAUUGGGGAGCAGGUGAGCUGAAAUUAAUAAGGCAUGGGAACUGUUUUGCUUGUUUUUUGACACCAAUACUUGGUUCUGAGUCCAGACUUCAGUUGAUGUUCAUUGAAGAUAAAAUCAUUUGGAUGAACUAUAUCAGCUGGCAAGAAACAAUAUACAAAGUAAAGUUGGUUGUACAAUUAUAAAAUAAAAUAUUGAGGAUGAUAAGCAUUGAUCUAAUAGAGAAAAGAAUGUAAUUGUUUUUCUACUCCCAUUUUUUGUAGACUUCAAAUUUGUCAAAGUUAAGAUUUGUUGGAUUUUUAUGGGUUUUCACCUAUGUAAAGCUUUAGGACAACAUAUUGUUGGAACAUAAUUGUAUUUACUUUCUUUGAGAAUAGUUCGCGAAACAUUUAUCCCUCCAUUUGCUUUUC